AUGACGUCUUCGAAGUCGAGCGAGAACUGGCAACUCAGCGCUUACGAACUCCAACGACUCCCCCACGAAUUGGUCACUGACGAUACGGAGGUAAUCGUUCGCGAAGAACGUUAUGUGCCGGAUUUCACGUGCCCCAUCUGCUUCGGCGUGUUCAGGAAAACUGUGGCGACGACGGGUUGCCUUCACCGCUUUUGCGAGGAGUGCAUCACCACGUCGCUGCGCAAGUGCAACAAGGAAUGCCCGACGUGCCGUCGUAAGCUCGUCUCGAAGCGGUCGCUGCGGCGUGACUACCGCAUGGACGCUAUGAUCGCCGCUCUUCUUCCCAACCACGACGAAGAUGGCGCGUCGCCGGCCGAGCGCGCGACUGCUUCGCAAGGCGCCCAGCUUCGCGGAGGCGAGAAACGCGGUGUUCCAAAGCAAGCAUGUGAGAAGAACAUCGUCAAAGACGUUCGCCCGAAGCGCUGCGUUAAGAAGGCUCGCGGCGAGCCGAUCUCGACGGCGAUUGGGAAUGACUUGGCUCCGACGAACGCGGGUUGUGUCGAAGUGAAAGCAAACGUUCCGCAAGUAUCGGCGCCGACUUCGCCGACGGCACAGCGAAGGUUUUUGUACGUAUUCCAGGAGCCUUGGCAAGGAGGCCGUGUAUCACAGGCGUUCGCGGCGGACGGCGUCGCUCGUAAGGGAUCGGACUACGGGUUGACCUCGCGACGCGCCGAGGGGCCCCAGGAGCCGAACGCCGGCGCUCGCCGUGUUGAUGCCGAGAUUCUCGGAGAAGGUGCCCGUCUCCUGCCACCUCCAAGCGUUGCAUUCGCCGGGGUAGCGCGGCGAUCUGCGUCCAACGCCGUGUCCGCUGCUUCGCCGGCGCAGGUUGACCAAGACGUAACGGAUACGAGUGAAGAGGCAAGCCGCACGACUUCGGCAGAACGCAGCGAGCCGACUCAGUCGAAGGAUUUCUGCGCAGAUAUCGGUCAGACGUCCGAAGACGCGAGAGGCAAAUCAGCAGCCGACGCCAUGCCUGCCGCCGCUGCUGCCUCAGACCGCGAAUCAUCCAGCACAGCCCACGCGCCACGGCCUAUCUGCGACUACCCAAUAACGAUGAUUGUGAAGCCGCACCUCGACAUGUUCUUGGAAAACGCCGAGUCCCCGACGCUGCGUUUAAGCAUGACGGCGCAUGUCACGAUUGAGUGUAUCGCCGCGUAUCUCAGAAGUCGUCUUUCUCCGGACAGCGUGAGUCGUAACGACCAGCAAUUACCAAUGUACCGCAUAUACGCGGCCAACGAGCGGGGCGAGGUAGUUGUACUCCCAGCUACGAUGACGGCGGAGGAUGCCGUUAAGAGAAUCACUAAAGACGGUGCGCGGCUGGAACUGUACUACGCGCUGGACAAGCCUUGA
Molecule: messenger RNA, 1389 nt
Organism: Dermacentor silvarum
Lineage: Eukaryota; Metazoa; Arthropoda; Arachnida; Ixodida; Ixodidae
Product: E3 ubiquitin-protein ligase RING1
Exons: 1
Coding region: 1-1389 (462 amino acids)
Cellular component (GO): PcG protein complex; ubiquitin ligase complex
Molecular function (GO): ubiquitin protein ligase activity; chromatin binding
Source: RefSeq, a predicted model, not a curated record